Messenger RNA from Bombus terrestris (buff-tailed bumblebee), 4572 nucleotides. RefSeq names its product alpha-catulin (gene alpha-Catr). Gene Ontology annotation, biological process: Rho protein signal transduction; cell adhesion. The coding region runs from base 1862 to 4378 and encodes 838 amino acids. Gene Ontology annotation, molecular function: actin filament binding; cadherin binding. The transcript is spliced from 12 exons. Lineage: Eukaryota; Metazoa; Arthropoda; Insecta; Hymenoptera; Apidae. The record is from RefSeq and is a predicted model, not a curated record.
UCGGUUUCCAGUCCAGUCUUCCCCUAGGCACUCGACAGGCCGGUACCUGUUUCUCGAAGCGACACGCACUCUGUCUGUCGUUCUCGCAGCACACUCGUCAAACACACGACAUUCAUACAUACAUACAACAUACAUACAUAUAUAUAUAUAUAUGUAUAUACACACAUACAUGCACACAUACGCAGAUACAUUCGUGGACACGGUUCUUCUGCACGUAUGAGUCUACACACACAUAAAACAAUUCGCCACGACGUACGGUGUAUCUGUAUAUAUGAUACAUAAAGAUAUACUCAUACGGAGAGAAAAAUAUAACAUACAUAAUAUAAAACGAGGAAACGUACGCGGGCGCACACGUAGAAAAUACAAACCGCGCAGAGGCACCCACAUGUCUACUCACACUGUGUACACGCGUACGCGAGAGACCGUGCCGCACACACGCAACGAGUGGUUAUCGCCUUCAUCUUUGUCGUUUUUGUCGUCAUCGUCACUACCGACUUCGUUUUCAACUUGUUCCUCAUCGUCGUCAUCGCAGUUCUGGUCGCUCCUCUACUCCUCUGUCGUCGCUUCGUCCCUCUAUAUCACACGGCACAGUUAUAGAAGGAAACGAACAAAACCAGGCGUGUUACAUCGUAAAAGAAACGAGGAAUAACUCACACACGAUCGGCUGACGAAGAAUUGCGUGGCAAACAGAGAUUAUGGCCCGUGAAGGGAGUUAAGCCUUGUGCCGGUUUCCUCCCUGCAAAAAAGAUUCGCUGCUUCAGGAAAUAUCAAUCAAGACUCGGCAACCUACGAUCUUGCAUGCGAAACCGUUGUUUAGGAAUUCAAUAAAUAGAGGUUCGAGAUUACUUGAAAUGUCAUCAUAGCCGACGGAAGUCAAGGAUAUUCGACCACUGGUGUCUGACACCAUUUCUGAGAAACGAAGAAUUCCGUUGGUUAUUGUGAUCGGUGGGAAAUCGAUCAGGCGAAACUUGGACAACUCGCGAUAUCGUCAAUGACUUGGUCGUUCCAUCUUGAAUCAUAGGAGAAAAAGAACGAGGCCUAAAACCAGUGCCCUUCCAUUACCAUGUGAAAAUCUGGUAACCGGUUCACGCUAACCUGGCAUCGUGCUAUCUAGUGGACGGCAAACUGUUAAUACGCAAGAGAAGUUACCAGUGGAAAGUUAGUCUGCUGCGUGUUGCGGAUCAUGAACCCUGUUUGAAAGGCGACGACAAACUUUAAAAGUGGGGUUCAUCGUACCACUUUUCGUGGGAGACAAGUCCUGAGCCUGUGGUAGUAGCCUAAAAACAGUGAUCUUCCUGUAGAUAUACAUAUAUAUACAUGAACGCCUAUUUUUGUUCUUCUUCAGCUCGAAAGCCGAGCCCAUUUUUUCCGGAACUGGUCAUGUUAGCGAAGCAAAGAGAUAAAUAGUAAAAAUUAUCGUAAUUCUAACGAAGAAGCAGAGAACACACUUGUUAACGAACGACAUCACCUGCACCGAGAGAGAUUAAAUAUUUCUAUAUAUAGAAAUCUAUAUAUGUAUAUAAAUACAUAUAUAUAUUUGUAUAUCUAUCUAUAUAUGUGUAUAUAUGCAUAUAUAUAAAUGGAAAGUAUACAUAUCUUAACGAUGUUGAUGAUUCAUAGUAUAUUUUGAUCAUACGGAGAGUAAGAUAGAAACAAAGAGUGUGAGUGAGAAAAAGACAGAGAGAGAGAGAGAAAUUAGCGAGAGAACGAGUAGGCAAAUCGACAGGAAUAAUAAUAAAAAAAGUUCGUAAUAUAUGUAAAAAGAUAAAAGUAGAUAUUAAAUCGUAAAUAAUAAAACAAGGGAAAGAAAGAAGACGAAAAUCGAAUUGUUCGAGCCUGAUCGUCAUUUAUAAUUGCCUACAUGCCUGCCGCAUUCUAUCGACGUGACAGAAGCAUGUACGACUGUGACAUGAUUCCUGAUCGUCAGAUUUCUACGUUAGUGUCGCACAGAGAACGUCCGCUAUGUUCGGACAGAAGUCUCCGUGCUGUUGCCAGAGUCGGACAAGCUGUGAAUCUGGCAGUAGAGAGGUUCGUCACUGUUGGCGAAACCAUCGCGGAUGGAAAUCCAGAGAUCAGGGAGGACAUGUACCAGGCGUGCAAGAGAGCAAGAGAUGCUGGCUCGGCGAUCGAAAAAUUAUGCGAGUGCGCCACAGAGGACAGUUUAGCUGACCGAGGGUCUGUUGUCAGAGCUGCAAGAUGCCUUCUUGGUUCUGUGACCAAGGUCCUCCUUCUGGCUGACAUCGUCGUGGUCAAACAACUUCUUCUUGCAAAGAAGAAAGUGGCUCGUAGUCUUGGCCGUCUCGAAAGUGUUUCAAACUUUACCGAAUUUGUGAAGGCGUUUAGCCAGUUCGGGGCGGAGAUGGUGGAAUUAGCACACUUAACAGGUGAUCGUCAAAAUGACUUGAAAGACGAGAGACGAAGGGCACAGAUGGCUGCGGCUCGCCAAGUUUUGGAGAGAAGCACUAUGAUGUUGCUCACGUCUAGUAAAACUUGCUUAAGGCAUCCGGAAUGUCCAUCUGCCAGAGAAAACAGAGACACCGUUUUCUGCCAGAUGCGAAGAGCUAUGGACUUGAUACACUACGUGGUCAAAGACGGAGUAUUAGAUUGCAGUGAAUCGCAGUCUUAUUCCAAUUCCCAGAGUCCGCAGCAGGAGGAUUGGGAUAGUAGCACGGCAUUCUCUGCGUUGAAACACUUCGAGAGACUCGUUGAAACCACAAGAAUGACUCUCCUAGGACCAGGUUGUCGAGAGACUCUCACCGCCGCGUUAGAUACCGUUAUUGAGAGAACGCAGGAUUUCACUGAUAGCGCAUAUACGAGCCACGAGCACAGAGAAAACAUCCUUUUGCUUUGCGAUCGAGCGCAACUCGAACUCAACACGCUCCUGCGAAUCGGCAACAGUAUGAAUUACGAAGGUGGCAGUGGUUCUCCAAGUUCUGAAAUGGAGCAAGCUGUCUUGGGAGUAUUACGUACCACCAGGGAUCUUCGCCAGCAGCUAUGCACGACCACGAUGGAACAAGCGGCCGAUCUUGGACAGGUAACUAAAGCGGGUCAGGAACUUGUUUCAACGAUCAGGAACGUCGCUUUGGCCAAUGACAGAUAUCUUCUUCAAGAAAGCAACGAAAAAUUUCGCGAGUACAUUGAACACAUUCUCGAAGUGUGCAAAAUGCUGAGACACGUUGCGCUCUCGGAAUCGUUGCAAGUUUCAGCCAAGUUUACCGAAAUUAACCUGAGAAUAUACGGUCCCCAAGUGGUGACAGCGGCAUAUACUUUAGCGAGACAUCCUACCAGUAAAAUCGCUAAGGAAAACCUAGAAGUGUUUGCCGACAUGUGGCAAUGGCUUAUGACUGACGUGACCACCGUGGCGAAAGACGUACUCGAAUUGAAUCAAAACCGACCUGAAAAACAAGUUUAUAUGUCCUUACCACGACCUGGAAAACACGGUACAACGAGCAAACCACUGAAACCGGUAAAAUUGGACAGCGAGGAGCAGGCUAAGAUCGCAAAGGCAGGUCUGGAGAUGAAGCUGAUCACUUCGGAAAUGGAUGCGGAAACAGAGAAAUGGCAGGAAAGUGGAAGCGCCCUAGAAGAGAACAACGACAUCGUGAAACGCGCGAAGAACAUGUCCUCGAUGGCAUUCUCGAUGUACCAAUUCACCAGAGGUGAAGGGGCGUUGAAAACCACCCAAGAUCUAUUCACCCAAGCUGAGUAUUUCGCCGAGGAGGCGAACAGAUUGUACAAGGUUGUGAGACAAUUCAGCUAUCAGGUACCAGGGGGACCGCACAAGAAAGAACUCUUGGAAAAUCUUGAUCGUGUGCCAACGUAUGUGCAGCAGCUUCAAUUCACCGUGAAGAAUCCCACCGUUGGAAAAGCCGCCACCUUUACCAAAGUCGAUAACGUAAUACAAGAGACAAAAAAUUUAAUGAACGUGAUUUCGAAAGUGGUGACCACGUGUUUCGUCUGCGCCACAAAGCACAAUGUCACGAUGCCGCAGUACAUGGAGCUCAGUCCGACGAUACCUGGCCUAGCUGAAGAGGAUUGCUUGUAUCCAGUUAGUCCGCAAUUGUUACCAUCCACCAGUCCCUACGUACAACCUUAUCCGUUAACUUCGGCCCAGUUACACAACAUUCUAAGAGGUGCGAAUCUGGGCUUUCCACUCUUCAACUACAACACCCUGCCAAAUACCACUUCCACCAGUACUGCUACACGCAAUUCCGCAUCCUUCGUUCAUCCAUCGGUCCUUCCAUACUCGACACCCAUCACGACUUCCACUUGCGGGCCGCAGGCUCCGUAUUGCCUACAGAAUCUACAGCUGCUGCAGCUGCAGCUACAACAGGCACAGCUGCAGCACCUAAGACACGCCGCCACCUUGCCGAGAUAACACAGACUUUCGUUCGCACCCCGAAGGUCGCACGUGUUCUUCACGCACAGCUACAGAAGCGCUGUUCUUUCUGUUGUACACAGUACAACCUGGAUUUCCGAGGUCUGUCGGCGCGUGGGGCCGGCGGCUCGCCGUACAGGGGCGGAGAGGGUGCAGGCGCCGAUGGCGACGGUGGUGGUGCUGGUGUCGACGGC